Messenger RNA from Cydia strobilella, 2025 nucleotides. RefSeq names its product deoxynucleoside kinase-like. The record is from RefSeq and is a predicted model, not a curated record. Gene Ontology annotation, biological process: nucleobase-containing compound metabolic process. Bases 106 to 912 code for a protein of 268 amino acids. Gene Ontology annotation, cellular component: cytoplasm. The transcript has 5 exons. Gene Ontology annotation, molecular function: ATP binding; deoxynucleoside kinase activity. Lineage: Eukaryota; Metazoa; Arthropoda; Insecta; Lepidoptera; Tortricidae.
GCGACGUACAUUUUCUGCGUUGUUUCGAAGAGAAUUUUUUCAAUAUUAUUGUGAAUUCAUCACUAAAAAAAUGUUAGAAUUUUAUGAAAAUAUUGUGAAAUUACAAUGUUAAGGCGGUAUAUUCGUUUGUUAUCUUAUAAAGCUCAAGCUCAAAGACGUUAUUACAAAAUGAGUACUGCCAAUAAAAAACCCUUCACGGUGUUCGUGGAAGGUAAUAUUGGUAGUGGUAAAACGACAUUUCUGGAACAUUUUCGCCAGUUUGAAGAUAUAACGCUUUUGACCGAGCCAGUGGAGGAGUGGCGCAAUCUCCGAGGAUGGAACUUAUUGGAUCUCAUGUACAAAGACCCCACAAAAUGGGCAAUGGCUUUCCAAGCCUAUGUGUCCCUGACCAUGUUGGACAUGCACCGGAGACCCACAGCGACCCCAGUGAAGCUAAUGGAGCGGUCACUGUACAGUGCAAGGUACUGCUUUGUGGAGCAUAUGUACAGAAGUGGAACUCUGCACCCGGCCCAGUUCUCGGUGCUGGAUGAGUGGUUCCGGUUUAUUCAUACUGAGAUCCCUAUUCAAGCUGAUCUAAUCGUCUACCUCAAAACAAACCCAGUGAUUGCCCACGAAAGGAUAAAGCAGCGAGCUCGCUCCGAGGAGCAGUGUGUCCCGCUGUCAUAUUUAGAAGACCUUCACACCCUGCAUGAAGACUGGCUGGUCAACAGGACUCAUGCUGAGUGCCCUGCCCCAGUCCUGGUUAUAGAUGCAGACUUAGACUUAUCUCAAAUAACUGAGGAAUACAAGAGAUCCGAACACCAAAUCUUGAGGAAGGCCGUGGAUGUAGUGAUGCGGUCCCCGAACAAGCUCAGCCCUAAGAAGCCCAUCACUAGCUCGCCUAUCAAGAUUGUUCCACAAAUUAGACUGUAACAUAGACUUAACCUUGCUAAGGUUGCUUUUAUUUUUAUAAUUUAGAUUUUAAUUGUGUGUUCUUGAUUUUACCUAAGUUCUUUGGUAAAAAAUAGUUAAUCCAGGCUAUCUAUUUAAGGCACUGACUUUACCCUGUUGCGGCUAAUUUCAAAUGUGAUAAAGAUUCCAAAAGGUUUCUUAAAUUUUCACAUUCUUAAUAAAAUUGUUUUUUUUUAUACUACGUCGGUGGCAAACAAGCAUACGGCCCGCCUGAUGUUAAGCAGUCUCCGUAGCCUAUGUACGCCUGCAACUCCAGAGGAGUUACAUGCGCGUUGCCGACCCUAACACUCCUCUCCCUUGAGCUCUGGCAACCUUACUCACCGGCAGGAACACAACACUAUUAGUAGGGUCUAGUGUUAUUUGGCUGCGGUUUUCUGUAAGGUGGAGGUACCUCCCCAGUUGGGCUCUGCUCUAGAUCUGGAAUGACAUCCGCUGUCCUGUGCCCUACCACACAAAGCGAGAUGUCAUUCACAGUGCCCAUACCUCUCUUUUGGACGUAGUUUAAGGACAUACACGGGUCCAGAGUGUGUUUGUAGAUAUUAAGCAGUCAUUCAGCAUUCAAGCAGUUUAAUUUAAAUGACAUAAUAGAUAAUAUUCCUUGCAAUUAGACUGCUGAAGCAGCAUAUGAUGGCGAGAUGACGUAUUUCACAGACAUUAUGUACCAAUUAAAUAUUGCCUUAUUUAUAUCUUUAUUAAAUAAACUUUAAUGACCUGCCUAGUGUGACCUCCAGUUUCUAAGUAUUAUUAAUUAUUACUAGACUGUAAGUAAUAACAUAUUUGAGUAACAUUAUGUUAUGACUAUGUACAUUGAUUGUGUACAUAAUACUAUUGAUUUUUGUGUAAGGUAUAAAAUUCCUUAACUUAACAUAUUGCAUUUAAUAUGUCCAUUUAACUGCCUUAAACGGCUGUAAAAAUAAAGAUAGUAAUAGAACUUUAUGACUGAAGCAAAUAUGUCUAUUUGCAGAGAAAUUUGUUUGUAGAAUUUUUAAAGAAUCACAAAUAGCAUAAUUGAGUUUUGCCAAAUAUGCAGUUUAUAUUUAUGUAAUUUAUAAACAAAUAAAUUUCUACUGAUCA